CCUUGAAUCGGUUUUUUUAUGACACCUUCUAAGUCGGUACGAAUAAAAAGUACGCGGUGCUGUUGCACCUAACGCAGUACCUGUUGAUACGUUUUCACGUCAAGGAUCUCGUGUUCGCUGUUCACUGGGAAAAUCUGAAGAGAUGGCACGUUACGCGGAAGAUGUGUACUACGAGUUCGCAAUUAAGUUGACUCAUGAUGCCGCACAAAUACUCAAGGCAGCUAUCAAUGGUGCAAAAAAUGUCGAUGAGAAGCAGGGUAAUUGGGACUUGGUAACAGAAUACGAUAGAAAGAUAGAGGAAGUGGUCAUUGGUCAACUAAAAUCAAAGUUUCCAGGCCACAGAUUUAUCGGUGAAGAAUCGACUGGAAAAGAGCUUCCAGAGUUGACGGAUGAUCCGACGUGGAUCAUUGAUCCAAUCGAUGGUACCACCAACUUUAUUCAUGGUCUCCCUCUCACUUGUGUCGUAAUCGGUUUGGCGAUUAAUAAAGAAAUGGUGAUUGGCAUUGUUUACAACCCUGUUCUUGAACAACUAUUCACAGCGAGGAAGGGUCGCGGCGCGUUUUUAAACAACAAACCUAUAAAGGUCUCUAAUGUUCAAGAUUUGUCGAAAGCUUUGGUCUGCAUGGAAAGUGGUUUCAUAAAAGUGCAUCACAUGAGGGAAAAGACUAUCGAAAGAAUAAGAACAAUCGCUUUAGAAGCUCAAGGCAUUCGCACACUUGGUGUAGCAGCAUUGACAUUGUGUUAUGUCGCAAUGGGAACUGUCGAGGCUUAUUAUAUCGAGGGGCCAGGUAUCUCCACGUGGGAUAUCGCUGCGGCAUCGUUAAUUAUUUUCGAAGCAGGUGGUGUCGUUGUAGAUCGUGAAACAGGUGAAAAAAUUAACAUCAUGCAACCACGUGCAAUUGGAGCAUGCAAUGAGAAGAUUGCCGAUAAAUUGGUCAAACUUAUUCACGAAGCUGACCAAAGAGCAAAAUAAAGAAACUAAUAAGUAAUUUUCAUCAUAAUUAUAACAAGAGUAGUUCCUAUUAGUUAUAUCUGAGCUUUAAUAUAUAGACUAUAAUGUAAUAAUUGGGGGUAUAGAAUAAAAUAUAAGGAACAAAAAUAUUCAGAGAAAAAGUGAUUUCAUAAUAAAAUAUGACCUAAAUAAAAAUUUAUAUUGUUCUUCAAUUGUA
Bombus pyrosoma is the source of this 1169-nucleotide messenger RNA. RefSeq names its product inositol monophosphatase 2-like. Gene Ontology annotation, biological process: phosphatidylinositol phosphate biosynthetic process; inositol metabolic process; signal transduction. The transcript is spliced from 6 exons. Bases 143 to 973 code for a protein of 276 amino acids. Gene Ontology annotation, molecular function: inositol monophosphate 1-phosphatase activity. The record is from RefSeq and is a predicted model, not a curated record. Lineage: Eukaryota; Metazoa; Arthropoda; Insecta; Hymenoptera; Apidae.